Molecule: messenger RNA, 4574 nt
Organism: Scylla paramamosain (green mud crab)
Lineage: Eukaryota; Metazoa; Arthropoda; Malacostraca; Decapoda; Portunidae
Exons: 29
Coding region: 106-3600 (1164 amino acids)
Source: RefSeq, a predicted model, not a curated record
CGCCAACCACCCCUCCCUUCGCCACACCGCUCAUACACGUCUUCAUUCACCUCCGGGUGCGGGACAUGGUGCUGAGUCAACCACGUCCCACGAGAGCCUACAACAAUGAGGCUCUUAAAGGGAUGCGACAAAGGCCUCCUGCUGCUGGUGCUAGCAGUGACAUGGUAUGGAGCAGGAGUGACGUGGGCCAAGAAUGCCACGACCACACCCCCCCCUGCCCCUAAACCCACCCCAACACCCACCAAAUCCACCUUGACGCCCACACCUACCCCCACGCCCAAGACCACACCUAAAUCCACACCCACUCCUACACCCACGCCCAAGACCACACCUAAAUCCACACCCACGCCUACACCCACGUCCAAGACCACACCUAAAUCCACACCCACGUCCAAGACCACACCUAAAUCCACACCCACGCCUACACCCACGCCCAAGACCACACCUAAAUCCACACCCACGCCUACACCCACGCCCAAGACCACACCUAAAUCCACACCCACGCCUACACCCACGCCUAAGACCACACCUAAAUCCACACCCACGCCUACACCCACGCCCAAGACCACACCUAAAUCCACACCCACGCCUACACCCACGCCCAAGACCACACCUAAAUCCACACCCACACCUAUACCCAAAGCCACACCCAACGCUGCUGUCAACACUAGUACUGCCAGAUCACCAAAAGCCACGCCCACAAUCACACCCAAAGCCACGCCCAACACUACAACCAAAGCCACUGCCAGACCGAAUGCUAAAGCCACUACCAGACCGAAUGCCAAAGCCACUACCAGACCGAAUGCUAAAGCCACUACCAGACCGAAUGCCAAAGCCACGCCCAGAGCCACAAGGAAACCCACAACGAACACUACAACCCAAGCCACAAGCAAACCCACUGUGAAGUCCACCCUGCUGUCCACCAACGCCACAUCCAAACCCAGCCCUGCAUCCUCGAAACCCAACUCUAAUCCGACACCUGCUGGCCUCAACACCACCACCACCUUUACAUUACGCUCCAUGGGAAAUCCCACCACCAAUGCUGUCAACACUACUGCCACUCCAGAUAUCAGACACGGGAGUUCCAAGCCCAUGAUGAUUCUGGACGUGCACCCGGAGACAGCAGAACCGGGCACCACUGUGGAGAUCAGCUUAGAGGUAUGGGAGACGGGGAGCUUCAAAUAUUACAUUGAUGCUGGCGAUGGAACACCUGUCAAGAAGGGCAUAUAUAAUGAGGAAGGAGUGUUGGUGGAUCACACGUACAGGAGCCCUGGCACUUACACGAUCCGCGCCUGGGUCAACAUUCACUUCAAGAUUUACCACGCCAGCCACAAGCAGAUCACCAUCACGGCGCCGCCUGCCCUGGAUAUGGACUUCAGCGUGGUUCCGGAUUCCAUAUUGGAGGGUACCAGUGCACUGAUCACCCUGACGGUAUCAGAGUCAGGAUCCUUCCCCUGGUUCUUGAAUUUUGGUGACGGAUCAUCAGUUGUGCAUGGAAUAUAUGACGGUGAAGUGGAGCGCAGCCACCAGUACAACAGUCCAGGCACUUACACAGUCAGCGCCUGGAUCUUCCUCCACUACGAACUUUACCAUGCAGAAGACGUUGAAAUCGAAGUUCUUCCACUCCCACAUCAGAUUCUGGUCUUGAGUGUGGAUCCACAUACAGUAGAGGUGGACGAGGACACAUUCAUUACCUUGGAGGUAUCGGAGGCAGGACCCUUCUCCUGGCUCAUAGAUUUCGGAGACGGAUCAACAGAUGCGGAAGGAGAUCACAGUGGUGACGUGGAGCGCAUCCACCGGUACAACAGUGCAGGCACCUACACAGUCAGCGCUUGGGUCAUUAUUGAUUCCACAAAGUACCACGCAGACGAUGUUCAUAUUGAAGUCACUGCACCCCCAGAUAUACAGCUGAGCGUGGAUCCACAUUUAUUAGUGGCGGGCACCAGAGCACGCAUCACCCUGCAGGUGUCAGAGGCAGGACCCUUCUCCUGGUUCAUAGAUUUCGGCGACGGAUCAACACAUCAAGAGGAAGCUCACAGUGGUGACGUGGAGCGCUCCCACCAGUACAACAGUGCAGGCACCUACACAGUCAGCGCUUGGGUCAUUAUUGAUUCCAUAAAGUACCACGCAGACGAUGUUCAUAUUGAAGUCACUGUGCCCCCGGAACUACAUUUGAUCGUGGAUCCACACUCAAUAGCGGCGGGCACCAGUGCAGUCAUUACUCUGGAGGUAUCGUACCCAGGAUCCUUCUUCUGGUCCAUCGAAUUCGGCGAUGGAUCAACAGAUGAAGACGGACCACACAGUGGUGAAGUGGAGGUGAGCCACCAGUACAACGAUCCGGACACUUACACGGUCAAGGGCCGGAUCAUCAUUGGUUCCAACACGUACCACGCAGAGGAUGUUCUUGUCCACGUCUUUGCACCCUCGCCCCCUCCCGGUCCACCAGUUACGAUCUUCAUUGACCUCGUUCCUGUCGUCGGAGGGGUGAUGGUCAGCCUCAAGAUCAAGGUAACCUCUGAUGAGAGUUACCCGUGGCCUUGGGUGGUUGACUUCGAUGAUGGAACGCCGACUGAGAGCGGGGAAAUUAUUGGCUGUCCCGAUGUCAUCUUGCUGCAACAUCGCUACCUAGUCGACUACCACAACUGCGUCAUUGUUGUUUCGGUGACACUCGGAAGCGUCACCUACAGCUAUGAGUAUCCCCUCAGUGACUACCCGCCAAACGCAUUUGGCCUCUCGGUGCCGUGGGAGGAAUCAGAUACCCAGGCUGAGGCAACACCAUCUACAUCUCCUGCCUUCUCCUUUACUCUCACUGUCAACACAAUCGGUGAUGACGCAUACACAGAUGAGGCUGUUGAUUUCAGACUGACGGCAACCUCUUCUGGCAACGCCAUUUAUGUGAUUGAUUUCGGCGACGGAUCCUACCACGUCAGAGAUAAUGAGAACGGUCCAGUCGAUGUCACUAAGGAACACAUCUAUAGCCACCCCGGAACCUACACCGUGACAGCAUCCAUGUCAGUGGAUAAUAUAAUCCUACUGAGGACAGCGACAGUGGAGGUCCUUCCUGGUGGUGGUGGCAAGCAGCUUGUGGUCAGUCGAGGCAACCCUAACUCAGAACCGGUUAACGUGUAUGUCACGGCGUACUUCGUGGACACCUUCGUUGGUGAGCCUGUCUUCUUCGCCAUCGAGCUUGUGUUACGUAAAGAGGACGAGACACCGCUUAUGAUUAACUAUGGUGAUGAUACUGACUAUUAUGCAGUGCUGGCAGAAGGAGUGACGUGCCUAGUCGUGCACCACGUAUACGACUCUCCCGGAGUGUACGUGGUGGUGGUGACGAUUCAAGCCCAUGUCAACAGGAAGGACGCUCUCUACACGCGGCAGAUCAGAGUGUGGGUGACCGAGGCGGAUGGCGAAUGUGAGGAUGACGACAAUAACGGGGCCCACGACAAUGAAGUGCUCGAGACGCUUGCUGAUCACCUCAGCUUCUACAUCGCCAUAUUGGUACUGAUUCUAGUGCUGGUACUGGGAAUGCUGAUGCUGGCGGUGCUCACAGGCCUCACCAACACCGCCCUGACAGCAGCAGUUAACGACGGGACGAAUUAAGACGUAAAGACUGUCAUGGUGGUGUUGUGGUGUUGUGGUGAUGAUGUCGUAUAGUGUGGUGGUGUGUAUGAUUUCCUUUUAGUUAAUUUUCAUGUUUCCUUAGGCUGAUCAUUGUCCAGUCUUCUAAACAAGGUGUAUAGACAAGCUGGAUGUGUUGUAGGUCUGCUGUGGUAAGGACUCAAGCCAGAGGUCAGUCAGUUAUGGCCAAUACACCACAGAGGCAUUGUACAAAACAUAUGCGAAGAAGGGAAAUAGAAAGAAAAUUGUGAAGAUAAAUGGGGGAAAGAAAGAAAAGAAGCUAAGAAGAGUAAGAAAAUGAAAGAAAGAAAAAGUGACUGAAAUAAAGACAGGGAAUGAGUAGAUAAUCAUGAAAAGGAAUCGAGAAAAAUAAGACUGAGAAAACUGAAAAAAAGAAUUGUAGUAAACUAAACUCUCUCUCCUAAAAAAAAUAAAAGAAAAGAAGAGUCUAGUUUUGCUCUCACCCCAACACACACACACACACACACACACACACACACACACACACACACACACACACACACACACACACACACAAACACUCCCACCCCAACACACACACACACACACACACAUCAUAACAAAGACACAUUUCAGGGAUCAGUCGUAAUAGAUCCAUUAUUUAUUUAUUGUUGUCACUCUGCACCAUUAUUUAUCCCUUGACUUCCUCCAUAUUUACAAUGCUGCAACCGCUGUCUUUCUCUCUUCGUCUCUCAUGAAUAAGCAUUUACGUAGUCACCGUGUGUGUGUUUCAUUUAUGACAUUCAAUUUUGUCUGUCUGUCUCUCUCUCUCUCUCUCUCUCUCUCUCUCUCUCUCUCUCUCUCUCUCUCUCUCUCUCUCUCUCUCUCUCUCUCUCUCUCUCUCUCUCUCUCUCUCCACUCCUAUAUCCUUUAAUAAAAAUGGAACGAGGAAAGUUGUAAAGAAACAGGACGACAAUAAAUGCAUGAAAAACUCA